Molecule: messenger RNA, 2148 nt
Organism: Nilaparvata lugens (brown planthopper)
Lineage: Eukaryota; Metazoa; Arthropoda; Insecta; Hemiptera; Delphacidae
Product: probable ubiquitin-conjugating enzyme E2 C
Exons: 1
Coding region: 460-1023 (187 amino acids)
Source: RefSeq, a predicted model, not a curated record
UUUUGAGACACACGAGGCGGUAUUAGCCGAAGUUUUCAUAACGGCAAGGAAAGUUCUGUGAGUGCGCCACUCCAGAUUUUUGUUAUUAACUCAAAUUGAAAAAAUAUUUCAUAUUUAUCCUAGCAAUAGAAACACAAUAUUAAAUAAACUUAUAGAGAGUUCAGUUUUCUGUUUCCAAUUUUACAUCGAACAAAGUAUGAAUGCUCUAGUAUAUCAAAAUUUUAAAAUUCACAUACUGCAAUUGAUUUUAUAAUAGGGCAGGUUUCAUUACUUUCAUUAUUCCAUGUCUUUGACACAACCCAUGCAUAUGUUUCACAUGUGAUGAAAGUCAGUUGCUUUGCAGUGAGCAUUGAUAUAAUUUGUUUUAUUUAAACUCAGUGGUUGUGAGUAACCUUUGCAGUUUUUCGAACUGUUUUUGUAUUGUACGAAAGUGAAACUUCAUGUCGGUCUCAUUAUAGAAUGGCAUAUCAAUUUCCUCGCGAAUCUUCUACCACCAUUGGAACAAUCAGUGACCACACUCAGAAUUCUGACAAUAAUCAUGCAGUAUCAAACAGAUUAAAGAAAGAACUCAUGAUGAUGAUGAUGAAUUCAGUUCAGGGUGUAUCGGCCUUUCCGGAAGGAGACAAUAAUUUAUUCAAAUGGAUUGCCACCAUAAACGGUCCCUGCGACACAGUUUAUGAAGGGAUCACCUUCAAGCUGAAUCUGGAGUUUUCGAGUAACUACCCAUACACUGCACCCUUGGUAAAGUUCAUAACUCCCUGUUUUCAUCCAAACGUAGAUCUGAAUGGAAAUAUCUGUCUGGACAUGUUGAAAGAAAAAUGGUCGGCGCUGUUCGAUGUGCGCACAAUUCUGCUGUCCAUCCAGUCACUGCUUGGUGAGCCGAACAACGAAAGUCCCCUCAACAGUCAGGCGGCUGAGCUGUGGCCUAAUCAGCCCUACUUCAAGGAGCACCUGCACUUGUUCAUGCUAGAACGACAAAAGAUGAGUGCAGCACUUUUGUCAGUUACCUCAGCAGCUAUAUAAUAAUAUUCCAAUUAAUACAAAAAGUUGUUCCAAAAACUAAUGUGUUUUUAAAACAAAAUUUUUAAUGUUUUAGAUAAAGUUUUCACUUUAUUUGUAUGUACCUUAUCUUGACUAUUUCAAAAAAGUAAUUACAUUUUAGCCAUUUGUAAAAGAAUUUUGAAUUAUUUUCCUAUGUUGAGACUAUUUUUAUUGACAUUCUCCUACUACUUGAAAGUAAUUUUAGCAUGUUGUUAUCUACCCAAGUUUUUAUAAUGCUAGAAAAUUUGUAUAUUAUUUGACUCUUUGUGGUAAAGUUUAGCUCAUUCUGGAUAUUGUUACCUAAAAGCUAUUAUAGUGAGAAUAACUAUCAUAAACGAAAACAGUAAACUGAAAAAUAUUUUUAAUCAGGUAAUACUAAAAAGUUUGUCUUAUUUAUGAUUUCUUGGUUUAACAAUAAAUAAUUAUUGAAUUAUACAAUUAUUUAUUGUAUUUCAUUUUACAACAAUUGAAAAUUAUCAACUUUAUUUCAGUCAAGUCAUUUUAAGAAUUGGAGUGCAAAGUUAUUACGUGUACCUAGAGGUCUUAUGCCCACCGUAUGGAUUUAACAUAAAAUAACUAAAUAAUAGUAUUAUCAUUGCUAAUACAGUAAUAACAACAUUGAAGUUGAUUUUACAACCAGUACCAAAUUAUUGUUGGUGAUGUAAAAUUGAGACAAUAAUUAAUUAUAGGAUUCAGAUUGCUUGGAAAAUCAAGAAAUUAGUAUAAUUCCCUAGAUAUAUGUACCGUACUAAAACCUUAUGCAAAUUAUUUUGUAUAAAAUAUUUUGGAACACAACUAUUAAAGAUAAUUGCAAUUUGUUCAAAAACAAAAUGCUGGUUUUAUAUUCAACACAGUUUGUUACUGGUUUUAUUCCAGUAUUAUGUGGGCUAUAUUCGUAUAAAUUAUUUAGAAUUGAGAAAGCUUACUCUAAAAAAUCUCAAUGAAAAAUAUUUUUUUGGAGUGACAGUAUCCAUUGGUUUGAUGUUCAUUUCAUUAGCAUGAUCUUACAAAUGGAUUGCAAAAAACCAACUAUUUUUAACACUAUCCAUUUCCAACCUACUCCUUUUUCACAUUUAGAUCUGGAGCAGUUAAUACUAAACAAUAUUA